CUCAUAUAUGCUUCUAUCCACCUACUCCUCCAUUCUGCACAAUUCUCUUCUCUUUGCUACCUGCAAAUCCACACCAAAAUCAAAAUGGCAGCCUCAGCUUCAUCCAUGAUAUCAACUUCUGCAGCCUUAUCUGCCACCAUCCAAAAGCACCAUCUUGUGAAGCCCUCAAACGUGUGCUUUCAGGGUCUGAGACCUCUCACAAGGUCCACAGCCUCAGCCAGAGUGAGCACAUUCAAAAGGGUCCCUCGUGGUAAUGGUGUUGUGAAGGCUGAACUCAACUCGGCCCUUGUGAUAAGCCUCAGCACUGGCCUCUCCCUCUUCUUGGGGAGAUUUGUGUUCUUCAACUUCCAAAGGGAGAACGUGGCAAAGCAAGUGCCUGAGCAGAACGGGCUCACACACUUCGAGGCUGGUGACACACGUGCCAAGGAGUAUGUCAGUCUCCUCAAAUCCAAUGACCCUGUUGGAUUCAACAUAGUUGAUGUCUUGGCUUGGGGUUCCAUUGGUCAUGUUGUUGCUUACUACAUCUUGGCCACCACUAGCAAUGGCUAUAACCCUGCAUUCUUUUAAGUCAUCACCAUCAUCUUCCAAACUGCUUGUUCCCUUUUCUCUUUAUCAUUUUUCUUUGUACUUGUAUUGUACUGUCAUCAUGUAUAGGUUCUCUCUAAGAUGCACACAAGUUCAGCAUAUUCUAAUUUGGUCACUCUUUUCGGCUGCAAUUUGGUUUACUAUGAUUAAUGAAAAAUGGGACUUCUUUAUA
This is a messenger RNA of Vigna radiata var. radiata (mung bean), 757 nucleotides long. Its product is annotated as photosystem I reaction center subunit V, chloroplastic. The record is from RefSeq and is a predicted model, not a curated record. Gene Ontology annotation, biological process: photosynthesis. Gene Ontology annotation, cellular component: photosystem I; chloroplast thylakoid membrane. The transcript has a single exon. Bases 85 to 567 code for a protein of 160 amino acids. NCBI's taxonomy places the organism in Eukaryota, Viridiplantae, Streptophyta, Magnoliopsida, Fabales, Fabaceae.